CGUUGUAAGGAUGAGCGCCGAGCGGGACUUGUCGCCCCUGGCGCCCGGCGUGGUGCGGGCGCUGAACGACAAGUUGUACGAGAAGAGGAAGGUGGCGGCACUCGAGAUCGAGAAGCUGGUGCGAGAGUUUGUAGCUCAGGCCAAGACGUCUCAAAUCAAGCACGUGAUCCAGAUCCUGUCACAGGAGUUUGCGCUCUCCCUGCACCCCCACAGCCGGAAGGGAGGACUCAUUGGCCUGGCAGCCUGCUCCAUUGCCCUGGGCAAGGACUCUGGGCUUUACCUGAAGGAGCUGAUUGAGCCAGUGCUGACGUGUUUCAACGAUGCCGACAGUCGACUGCGGUACUACGCCUGUGAGGCUCUCUAUAACAUUGUGAAGGUGGCCAGGGGAUCUGUCCUCCCACACUUCGACGUGCUCUUUGAUGGCCUCAGCAGGCUGGCUGCUGAUCCUGACCCGAAUGUCAAAAGCGGUUCUGAGCUCCUUGAUCGCCUUCUCAAGGACAUUGUGACAGAGAACAACCAAUUUGACUUGGUAAGCUUCAUCCCACUGCUGCGUGAGAGGAUUUACUCCAACAACCAGUAUGCCCGCCAGUUCAUCAUAUCCUGGAUCCUGGUCUUGGAAUCUGUGCCUGACAUCAACCUCUUGGAUUACCUCCCGGAAAUCUUGGACGGGCUUUUCCAGAUCCUGGGAGACAACAACAAGGAGAUACGGAAAAUGUGUGAGAUGGCUCUAGGGGAGUUCCUCAAGGAGAUCAAGAAGAAUCCCUCCAGCGUCAAGUUUGCAGAAAUGGCCAAUAUCCUGGUGAUCCAUUGCCAGGCAGCAGAUGACCUGAUCCAGCUGACAGCUAUGUGCUGGAUGAGGGAGUUCAUCCAGCUGGCUGGCCGGGUGAUGCUGCCUUACUCCUCAGGAAUUCUGACUGCUGUCCUGCCGUGUCUCUCCUACGACGAUCGCAAGAAGAAUAUCAAGCAGGUGGCGAAUGUGUGCAACCAGAGCCUGAUGAAGCUUGUCAUCCCAGAGGACGAUGAAAUGGAUGAAGCUAGGCAGUUGACAACCCUAUCGGCAGAGCCCACCUCGGAGGAGUUCGUCUCCAAGCCAGAGGCAGGAUCCAGUGGCUUUCUGGACGUAGCCAGUGAUUCCAGCUUCAGCGACAAUGUCUUAACAGCAUCCAGCUGCGAGAGGAUCCAGGUGACCCUGAACCUGGAUGGAAUAGUUCAGGUGCUAGACUGCCACCUUCAUGACACGUCCACUGGGAUGAUGACCAGAAUUGCAGUCCUGAAAUGGCUCUACCACUUGUAUAUCAAGACUCCUCGUAAGAUGUUCCGACACACCGACAGCCUCCUCCCUAACUUGCUGCGAACCCUCUCAGAUGAGUCAGAUGAGGUUAUCCUGAAGGACCUGGAAGUGCUGGCUGAGAUUGCUUCUUCUCCAGCGGGACAAACAGAGGGUCAUGGUGCCUCCGACAGCUCCGAUGCACAACCCAACCUGGUGGAGCUUCAGGUCCCAGACAGGGCCGGCCAGCUGAGCUCCUCUGGCAUGAAAGGCUUGGAGUGCUCGCCCUCCACUCCUACCAUGAACUCUUACUUUCACAAGUUCAUGAUCAACCUGCUCAAGCGCUUCAGCAGCGAACGGAAACUCCUGGAGACCAGAGGACCCUUCAUUAUCAGGCAGCUCUGUCUACUUUUGAACGCAGAAAACAUCUUCCAUUCCAUGGCAGACAUACUCCUUCGGGAAGAAGACCUCAAGUUUGCCUCUACCAUGGUCCACACCCUGAACACAAUCCUGCUGACAUCCUCUGAGCUCUUCCAGCUGAGGAACCAACUGAAGGAAUUGAAGACCCCGGAAAGCUGUAACCUCUUCUGCUGCCUGUACCGGUCCUGGUGUCACAACCCCGUGACAACCGUGUCCCUCUGCUUCCUCACCCAGAACUACAAGCAUGCCUACGACCUCAUCCAGAAAUUUGGGGAUCUGGAUAUCACUGUGGAUUUCCUCACCGAGGUGGACAAGCUGGUGCAACUCAUUGAGUGCCCCAUAUUCACAUACCUCCGCCUGCAGAUGCUGGACGUGAAGAAGAACCCCUACCUGAUCAAGGCUCUCUAUGGCUUGCUCAUGCUGCUGCCCCAGAGCAGCGCCUUCCAGCUCCUCUCUCACCGCCUGCAGUGUGUGCCCAACCCCGAGCUCUUGCAGAUGGACAGCACCAAAGCAACCACUGGCCUCAGGGGGACAUCCGUGUCCAACAUCAACUACACAGAGCUGCUGCAACACUUUGAGAAGGUCCAAAACAAGCACCUAGAAGCACGACACCAGCGAGCUGGGCGGGCAGAGCAGUUGGACCGGCGGAUGGUCCUCUGAGCAUCCCUGCCACAGCCACAGGGAUGCUCAGAGGGAUUGGGGCAGGGACCAGGGGAUACAGAUCAGGGGACAGGGAUACCAGUUGCUGGGCACUGGAGGAUAUGGUGGGUUUAAUGGCAGAGGGAGAUGGGCAAGCACUCAGCAUGGGGCUGGCUUUCCUACCUGCUGUGUGUGUGGAUUAUGGGGGACAUUCAGGCUGUGCCCAGCUUCUCCCAUGAGUGGCACAGGGAUGUGGGGAUGGGCUGCAGCAGGGGAGGGUCAGGGGAAAGCACCUCAUCUCAUGCAGUAGGAGGAAACUCCCCUUUGCUUUGCUAAUGCCUUCCCUGUGACUGUCAGCUGAGCACCCAGCCUCCUGCCAGCAAGACCAGAGGAAAAGGAAGGGAAGACGGGAGCAAGCCCUGGCCUCUUGCCCUGGAAAGUCAGCACAAGGGGCCACCGGCCACCUCUUGCCAGCCCAACUUCCACCUUCCUGAUCCGAGGCAGUGCUGGUGGCUGCUGGCGCAUCCUGUGUGUGGCACUUGGUCCCUUUCGUGUAUCAUGCAGCCUCCCCACCUCCCCAGCUCCUGGCACAGAUGACUGCACAGCCUUAACUCCCAGGGAACAGCAGUGACCCCCACUGCACCCAGCCCAAGACUUGAUUCAUUGUUCCUACAUUAAGCUCCCCAUGAUCAAAUAAACGAGCAAUGCAGAA
Molecule: messenger RNA, 3038 nt
Organism: Pezoporus flaviventris
Lineage: Eukaryota; Metazoa; Chordata; Aves; Psittaciformes; Psittacidae
Gene: VAC14
Product: VAC14 component of PIKFYVE complex
Exons: 19
Coding region: 11-2347 (778 amino acids)
Biological process (GO): positive regulation of kinase activity; phosphatidylinositol biosynthetic process
Cellular component (GO): PAS complex; endosome membrane
Source: RefSeq, a predicted model, not a curated record